Messenger RNA from Pygocentrus nattereri (red-bellied piranha), 1427 nucleotides. Its product is annotated as apoptosis facilitator Bcl-2-like protein 14. Bases 241 to 975 code for a protein of 244 amino acids. The record is from RefSeq and is a predicted model, not a curated record. Lineage: Eukaryota; Metazoa; Chordata; Actinopteri; Characiformes; Serrasalmidae. The transcript is spliced from 6 exons. Gene Ontology annotation, biological process: regulation of apoptotic process.
CUUUGUCUACGUUUCACUACGUCUCAGUGCUGUGUCAGCAGAACGCCCACUACCUCAAGGUCCUGUCCUGUAAGAACGAUGAAGUGCUCAAGCAAAAUCUGAUACGACGUGUUACGAAAGUUGAGACCAGACGACUGCAUCACUGUUUCUCCGCCCAUAAGAGUUAAAAUUGAAGAAAGCUGGCAAUAAAAGCUUUGCCAGAGCUUUGGGUUUAGAGUCGAGGAGCCCUGCUCUUGGAGAAUGGCUGACCAAACCAAGAAAACACAACGAACCGCGGAUGAGGCCAACGGACACGCUCAGACGAUAUCUGAAGACAGCAUAGAGUACAAACUCCUUCAAGGGUACACACAGAGGAAAAAUCCCAAGACACCUGUGCCAUCAGACAAACAGAAAAAGAAGAGAUUUAAGUUUCAAAAGUUUUUGAGGUGCAUUCAGCCAGCAAAGGAAGAUGAUGGACCCACAAUUGAAAACAAUGGACGGCGGCCAGCUUUAGAUACAUCCGGCCCAGAACAGGAAGUGGACGACAUAGUCAACAGGCUGACUGAGAUCGCAGAUUCUGUGCAUUUGCUUGGCAGUGAGAUAGAAACGGAUAGUAAUGAUGAUAUUGAGAGAAUAGUGGAAAUCCUUAGAGAGCAGGGAGACAAACUCAACGAGGAGAUUGAGAAGAACCACAUACUUAUGGAAAUGCUGCAGAGCACUCUGACGUAUAAUUACUUUAAGAAAAUAACCACGGCCUAUUUAAGGAGACUGAGCCCAGAAGAGCUCCCACCUAAAAGACAACCAAAGCAAGCCCGGAUAGCUCUUGUCUGUGAAGUCACCCGCCGUCUGAAAAUCAUGGACCGCCACCCAAUGAACCGAGUGCUGGGCUUUGGGGCCAAAUACCUACAGGAAUUUUACAGCCAAUGGGCCAAAGCACAAGGGGGCUAUGGCAAAGUUUUUAGCACAGAUGACGAUGAUGAAGAGGAGGUCCAGUGAGCCCGGAUGAAUUUGCUGGAUGGAUAAGUUCCAGAAUGAAUUAGUCAGUUAUCCUCAGGGACCAAAUCAAAUAUCACAAGCGAAAAUGUUUACAAGUGUUUUUUUAAGAGGUGGUGCUACACAAAAUGAUACAGCUUGUAAUCGAUUAAAAGGUUUUUUUUUUUUUUUUACAAUAGUGCAAGAAAAAAAUAGUGCAAUAGUGUGAAAGUGUGUUCGUGGUUGUCAAUAAUGUGUGAAGAAGGCAAUACUUAAAAUUGAUAAUGUUUGACUUGUUCAAAAAAUUAGAUUUAUUUAUAUACCUAUUUGUAUUUGGGUGUUUUGUUUUUUUUUGUCUUGCUCAGGGUUUCUAUUCUAAUGCUAUACUAACUUGAAAUCAGACAAGUAUACCAAAAAAUUAAUCAAUGUAAAUGUAAAACUUGAUUCACGUAUUUUAUAAAGCAAUUAAAUUAUUA